UGUAGCAGGAUCUGUUUUGUCAUAUGAGGAAGUAAACUACAUGAAGAGAGAAAAACACAGUCAUCGUUGUUGACUGACUGUUGAGACAGAGGUGGAUUUGAGAAAAUUAAUUGCUGAGAUGAUUCAUAACUCACUCUGGACCAACAUCUGGAUCUGCCUUCAGAUGAAACCAUGGCCUUCAGAAUGAAUCUCUCUGAAGAACAUGACACACAGAUAAAGACAGUCAAGAGUCUGAUUCAGCGUUUUGAAUCAUUCUUGCCUGAACACAUCGAUGUGUCUGUGAGGAAAAAACAACGGAGGGAUCUUUCAGAUCUCUGCAGAGAGGAAGACUCUUCUGUUGAGCGCAGUCUGUGUGAGAAUGAAUCACCUGAACCCAGCUGUGUGUCCAUGAAGAGUGACCGGUCAAUGCAUCCUCCACUUAAAUUCAGCUCGGGAGACUCAUCUGCUGAUCUGAGUCAAAAGCAUGAAGGAGCAGAAUCACAUACAGCAAAGAAUAACUUAGACUCCAUUUUCAAGGAGAUUGAGCACAAAAUCAUCUCUGUGAUGAAGAGUGAGUUGAAAAGCUUUAAGAGACUACUGAGUCCAGAUUACCCAGAAUGCUCUGAAAGAGACCGUUAUACUGAUGAGGGUCAUAGCAGAGUCAGAGAAGGGCUUCUGAAGAUCACACUGCACAUCCUGAGGAAGAUGAACCAGACAGACCUUGCUAACACACUACAGACCAAACUGAUGCCUGUGUAUCAACAAAAACUCAGAUCCAGACUACAGGACAAAUAUCAGAGAAUCAGUGAAGGAAUGCCCAAUCAUGGAGACUCAACACGUCUGAAUGAGAUCUACACAGAGCUCUACAUCACAGAGGGAGGCAGUGGUGAGGUCAAUAAUGAACAUGAGGUGAGACAGAUUGAGACAGUGUCCAGGAGACCAGAGACACAGGAGACACCAAUCAACUGCAAUGACAUAUUUAAACCCUCACCUGGACAAGACAAACCCAUCAGAACUGUGCUGACUAAAGGAGUCGCUGGAAUUGGAAAAACAGUCUCUGUGCAGAAGUUCAUUCUGGACUGGGCUGAAGGAAAAGACAAUCAGGAUGUUCAUUUCAUAUUUCCACUUCCUUUCAGGGAGCUGAACUUGAUACAGAAAAAUCUCAGCCUCAAGCAACUUCUAAACCACCUUCACACAGAAACCAAAGAGUUUAAGUCAGCAGAUUAUGAGGACUACAAAGUCAUGUUCAUAUUUGAUGGUCUGGAUGAGUGUCGACUACGUCUAGAUUUCCAAAACAAUCGGAGCUUGUCUGAUGUAACAGAAUCAGCUUCAGUGGAUGUGCUGCUGACCAACCUCAUCAAGGGGAAUCUACUUCCUUCUGCUCUCCUCUGGAUCACCUCUCGACCAGCAGCAGCCAAUCAGAUCCCUCCUGAGUGUGUCCACCAGGUCACAGAGGUACGAGGAUUCAACGACCCUCAGAAGGAGGAAUAUUUCAGGAAGAGAAUAAAUGAUCCGAGUCUGGCUGAUAGAAUCGUCACACACAUCCGAUCAUCAAGAAGUCUGUUCAUCAUGUGUCACAUCCCAGUCUUCUGCUGGAUUUCAGCUGCUGUUCUGGAGAGGAUGAUGGGUAAAGCAGAGAGGGCAGAGAUUCCCAAGACUCUCACACAAAUGUUCACACACUUCCUGAUCUUCCAGACCAAACUGAAGACACAGAAGUAUGAUGGGAAAUAUGAAAUCGAUCCUGAUCAGGCUAGAAAGACUAUUCUGUCUCUAGGAAAACUGGCUUUUGAACAGCUGGAAAAAGGGAACCUGAUCUUCUAUGAGGAGGACCUGAAAGAGAGCGGCAUUGAUGUCAGAGAAGUGUCCGUGUACUCAGGAGUUUGUACCCAGAUCUUCAGAGAGGAGUCUGGAUUGCAGCUGGGGAAGGUGUACAGCUUUGUUCAUCUGAGUAUUCAGGAGUUUCUUGCUGCUUUAUUCAAGCUGCUGUCCAUUUCUGAACAAAACACAGGACUGAAGAAUGAGUUCAGGUCACCAAUGACCAGUUUACUGAAGGGAGAAGUGGACAAGGCCUUACAGAGUGAGAACGGACACUGGGACCUUUUCCUCCGGUUCCUUCUAGGUCUCUCACUAGAGUCUAAUCAGACUCUCUUACAAGUCCUCCUGAGAAAGACAGUAAGCAGCUCUGAUAUCAAUCAGGAAACAGUUGAAUACAUCAAACAGAAGAUCAGGAAGAAUCUCUCUCCAGAGAAAUCUAUCAAUCUGUUCCACUGUCUGAAUGAACUGAAUGAUCGCUCACUGGAGCAGGAAGUCCAAACAUACCUGAGCAGAACAGGUGUCAGUCGUCUCUCUGGAGUCAAAUUAUCUCCUGCUCAGUGGUCAGCUCUGGUGUUUGUGCUGUUGAACUCAGAAGAAGAGCUGGACGAGUUUAAACUGAAUAAAUAUGAUCGAUCAGAAGAAUGUCUUCUGAGGCUGCUGCCAGUGUUCAAAGCAUCUAGAAAGAUUGAUCUUUCUGGCUGUGAUAUUACACAGAAAGGCUGUACUGCUCUGAUUUCAGCUCUGAGAUCAAACCCCUCACACCUGACAGAACUGGAUCUGAGCUAUAAUAAACCAGGAGAAUCAGGAGUGAAGCUGCUCUCUGCUCUACUGGAGGAUCCACACUGUAAACUGCAGAAACUACAGCUGUGUGACUGCAGUAUUGGAGAGGAAGGCUGUGCUGCUCUGAGUUCAGCUCUGAGAUCAAACCCCUCACACCUGACAGAACUGGAUCUGAGCUAUAAUAAACCAGGAGAUUCAGGAGUGAAGCUGCUCUCUGCUCUACUGGAGGAGCCACACUGUAAACUGCAGAAACUACAGCUGUGUGACUGCAGUAUUGGAGAGGAAGGCUGUGCUGCUCUGAGUUCAGCUCUGAGAUCAAACCCCUCACACCUGACAGAACUGAAUCUGAACAAUAAUAAUCCAGGAGAUUCAGGAGUGAAGCUGCUCUCUGCUCUACUGGAGGAGCCACACUGUAAACUGCAGAAACUACUGCUGUGUUACUGCAGUAUUGGAGAGGAAGGCUGUGCUGCUCUGCGUUCAGCUCUGAGAUCAAACCCCUCACACCUGACAGAACUGGAUCUGAGUGAUAAUAAACCAGGAGAUUCAGGAGUGAAGCUGCUCUCUGCUCUACUGGAGGAGCCACACUGUAAACUGCAGAAACUACAGCUGAGGAGCUGCAGUAUUGGAGAGGAAGGCUGUGCUGCUCUGAGUUCAGCUCUGAGAUCAAACCCCUCACACCUGACAGAACUGGAUCUGAGCAAUAAUAAACUAGGAGAUUCAGGAGUGAAGCUGCUCUCUGCUCUACUGGAGGAUCCACACUGUAAACUGAAGAAACUAUAUAUUUGACAGUGGAAACUCCACAAGCUCCAAACAAGUGACUCAAAACAACACGUCCUGAACAAGACUGUCACCUGGACAAAUGCAGAUACUGAUCCAGCAGUUU
Molecule: messenger RNA, 3457 nt
Organism: Sinocyclocheilus grahami
Lineage: Eukaryota; Metazoa; Chordata; Actinopteri; Cypriniformes; Cyprinidae
Product: NACHT, LRR and PYD domains-containing protein 12-like
Exons: 13
Coding region: 172-3360 (1062 amino acids)
Molecular function (GO): protein binding
Source: RefSeq, a predicted model, not a curated record